Messenger RNA from Carassius gibelio (silver crucian carp), 1210 nucleotides. Its product is annotated as H-2 class II histocompatibility antigen, E-S beta chain. Lineage: Eukaryota; Metazoa; Chordata; Actinopteri; Cypriniformes; Cyprinidae. Bases 83 to 835 code for a protein of 250 amino acids. The transcript is spliced from 6 exons. Gene Ontology annotation, biological process: immunoglobulin production involved in immunoglobulin-mediated immune response; antigen processing and presentation of exogenous peptide antigen via MHC class II; immune response. Gene Ontology annotation, cellular component: membrane; MHC class II protein complex. Gene Ontology annotation, molecular function: MHC class II protein complex binding. The record is from RefSeq and is a predicted model, not a curated record.
UUGGACAGCUGUUUUAGACUCUGACCUCACAAGCAUCAACAGUGUAUUUGCUGCUCUCAGUUGUGAAUGAGAGAGAGGGAAAAUGACACUGUUAAAGCUCUUGAAUUUGCAACACAUUCUAAUGCUGUCUGUAUUCACAGGAACAGCUAAUGGAUAUUAUUUCCACACAUGGAAACAGUGCAUCUACAGCUCUCCUGAUCUCAAUGACAUGGAGUUCAUUGAAGGCUUGUACUUCAAUAAAUAUCCAGUCAUUAAGUUCAACAGCACUGUGGGGAUGUUUGAGGGGUUUUCAGAUCUUGGAGUACAAACUGCAGAACUGUGGAACAAUGAUACAGCAGUCUUACAGCAAUUCAAGGCUGCAGUUGAUACAUACUGUAAGCCUAAUGCUAAACCUUAUGAAGCAGCAAUCUAUAACAAAAAAGAGCGUCCAACAGUGAAGCUCAGUUCAGUGAUGCCAGGUGACAGCACACAUCCAGCUCUGGUGAAGUGCAGCGCGUAUGACUUCUACCCUCAACCAAUCAAAGUCUACUGGCUGAAGGACGGUGUGCAGGUGACCUCUGACGUGACCUCCACUGAGGAGCUCCCCAACGGAGACUGGUACUACCAGAUUCACACCAUGCUGGAAUACACUCCCAAAUCAGCUGAGAAGAUCUCCUGCGUGGUGGAGCACGCCAGUUUCACCAGACCCAUGAUCUACGACUGGACCCCACCGGCCCCUGAGUUUGAGUGGGAUAUUCAACUAUUAUUCAUUAUGGAAUCUGCUGCAAUGCUGCUGGGAGUCAUCAUAGCUGCUGCUGGAUACAUUUACUUCAAGAUAAAAACAUCAGAACUGUAGAGACAAGUUCCUAGUACUACGACAGUGAUGGUCCUCAUACUGACUGAAAGGAGCAUCAUCAUGGAGAAGCACAAACAUGAAUAUUACACAUCGUCCAACUCUUCAACUGAAGCUUCAGAAUAAAAAAGAGGAAUAUAGCAUUGUAUCUGGCCAUUUCUCUGGCUAAUAUUUCAGCAUCUUCAGGCAAUAUUGGCAGUAAAUAAUGUGAAUGAUUGAGGGACUCACACUCCUGAAUCUCGGAUCAUGUUGUCUUAACAGUUUCUCAGUUUCCUCCAUCGACCCUCUUUUCUCACUCUCCUUCUACAUCUUACACUCUUUCUGUCCUCAUUCUCUUCUUUUCUGUGUUAGAUAAAUAAAUGUAUAAGUUUAUAAAUA